Molecule: messenger RNA, 1755 nt
Organism: Rhododendron vialii
Lineage: Eukaryota; Viridiplantae; Streptophyta; Magnoliopsida; Ericales; Ericaceae
Product: E3 ubiquitin-protein ligase PRT1-like
Exons: 7
Coding region: 103-1443 (446 amino acids)
Biological process (GO): proteasome-mediated ubiquitin-dependent protein catabolic process
Molecular function (GO): zinc ion binding; ubiquitin protein ligase activity
Source: RefSeq, a predicted model, not a curated record
GCUGAUCAAUUGCUUACCUUGAUCCUCGCCCCCUCUCUCUCUCUCUCUCUCCCUAUAUAUAUACGUAUUCAACACGUAAAUACUUAUCUUCGAGUAAUAGCAAUGGAGAACCAGCAGGAAACUCCUGCCGGAGUUGAAACCGACGAGGAAUUUCCUGAUGAGUUUCAGUGUUGCGUUUGUUGGGAUCUCCUCUACAAGCCUGUUGUAUUAGCCUGUGGGCAUAUAUCAUGCUUCUGGUGUGUAUUCAGAAUGAUGAAGCACCUGGUGUCAGUGUCACACUGUCCAGUUUGUCGGCAUCCAUACAAUCAUUUCCCUAGCAUCUGUCAAUUACUUCAUUUCAUGGUUUUGAAGUUGUACCCACAAGCUUAUAAAAGAAGGGAGCAACAAGUGCUAGAGGAAGAAAAGAGAUUAGAAUGGUUCUCACCUCAGCUUGUUAAUUGCUUUAGAUCAGAAUCCAGUAAAGGGUUGAGAAUUUGCAGUCAUCUUCCUCCACAUUCUACCAACUGUUCAUGCAAUAGUAUGGUUUGUUUAGGAUCAUGUUAUAUAGUAGAGGGGGAACCUUCAACAACCAAGGGUUCGGAAAGUACUAUUGUCUUUCAUAUAGAUGCUAAACUGUCCAUUCCUGCAGAACCAAAUAUUGAAGGAACUGAAAAAGUGCCCCCCCAACAGGAUAGUAUGCUGGGAGGAAUAUUGAGUAGGCAAAAAAAUUCCCCGCAGUUGCUUAUCACUGAUUUUCAUUGUGCGGCAUGCAAGGAACUGCUCUAUCGACCUGUAGUUCUUAACUGUGGCCAUGUAUAUUGUGAAGUUUGCAUCAUUAGCCCCACUGAUAGGGUCCCUAGAUGUCAAGUUUGUCAAAGUGCACAUCCAAAUGGGUGCCCAAAAGUUUGUUUGUUGUUGAAGAACUUCUUGGAGGAGCAGUUCCCUGAGCAAUAUGCAUUAAGAAAGGAGAAUGUUCAUGAGCACGCUGAUAGUCAGAAUAGGAGUCCAUCGGCAUGUUCAAUCCAGUCUCUGAAUAAUGCUCCCAUGUUACCGUCAAUAUCUACCAAUCCUUACCAAUCAUGGUUGUCUGGCCGGGGUCCCGAGGUUCAUAUCGGAGUUGGUUGUGAUUAUUGUGGGAUGUAUCCUAUAAUUGGGGAGCGAUACAGAUGCAAAGACUGCAAGGAGAAAUCCGGCUUUGACCUGUGCGAAGGCUGCUAUAAUAGUUCCUCCAAGUUUCCAGGCCGCUUUAAUCAACAGCACACGCCAGAGCACAAACUUGAGAAUGUGCGGCUGCAUCUCGUAGCCAAUGAUGUCUCGAGGCUUGAGACUGAGGAGUAUGAAUCUGAUUCUCCAGAUGAUAUGGAUUUUAGUCCUUUUGCACCCAUUCCAGAAGAGGAUUCAGCAUCCCACAUGUCCUCCGAUGAUACUUCAGAAAAUCAAGAAGAUGCCCUCUCUUCCAUCUAAAGCCCUUUGCAAGUUCUCGAUGUACGGGCCAUAUUUGGAGGCAUCUUGAGAGCUCCAGUCAUUUGUUUGAGGUACCAAGAUUCUUAAUGGUUGGUUUGUAUUCGACAUUUUUGAUGGUUGGUUUCAUAUGUAAAUCCUGUACAGUGAACGUGGUUUGACUCUGCAUUUCUUGUUAUUGACUACAAAGCAUUAGUAAGCUGAUGGCAAGUCUGUCAAAAUCAUUUGCACCAGACUUUCUUAGACUGUACAUUUGUUUUGGAAAAUCUCCAUGUUAUCGAUGUACUUGCAGCUCAUUAGGAAGCUUUUGUUGAA